ACAAAUGCUUGACAUUAUCGGAUCUCUCCCUCCCGCUUAAACCCUCUCAAAACCCCCCAUUUUCAAUCACCAUUUUUUCUCUCUCCAAAAAAUGUCAAAACCCAUUUCCCCCACCUCAAUUUGAACCUCUGUUUGCUGAAAUUCCCCCAAAAUUUCACCCAAUCCUUCAAUUUUCUUGUAAAAAUGGCUGCCACAAACUUUUCUCUCCUCCAAAUUUCAGAUUUCUGCUUCAAAUUGAGCUCAAACCCUCAAAUUUCCACCAUCUCUAUCAACUUCAAGUGUCCGUGUCGCCACCAAUGUCGAAAAGUCCGGCUUUUAGUCUGUAAUGCUGUUUACACUGAAGGGGGUUCCCGGACAAAAUCAUCCCUAGGGAAGGAGAAGGUUUCUGACUCGGAAUUCGAACCGAUUUCGGCCUUAAACGAGAGGAUAAGGAGGGAUCAUGGUACUCGGGACGCUGCGAAACCGGGUUUGGAUUCUAAGGAGGCUGAGAAGUAUAUUCAGCUUGUGAAGCAGCAGCAGCAAAGAGGGUUGGAGAAGCUGAAAGGAAGAAGUAAGGAGGAAAGUGGUGGGGUGAUUAGCUAUAGAGUGGACCCUUAUACUCUAAAGUCUGGGGAUUAUGUGGUUCAUAAGAAAGUGGGUAUUGGGAGAUUUGUGGGGAUUAAAUUUGAUUUGCCAAAAGAUGGUACAGAACCUAUUGAGUAUGUGUUUAUUGAGUAUGGAGAUGGUAUGGCUAAGCUUCCUGUUAAGCAGGCGUCGCGAAUGCUCUACCGAUAUAAUCUUCCAAAUGAACCAAAAAAACCACGAACACUUAGUAAGAUAAAUGACAAAAGUGCAUGGGAAAAAAGGAGAACCAAAGGAAAGGUUGCUGUCCAGAAAAUGGUAGUUGACUUGAUGGAAUUAUAUUUACAUAGGCUUAAGCAGAAAAGGCCUCCGUAUCCGAAAUGUCUGGCAAUGGCUGAGUUUACUACUCAGUUUCUUUAUGAGCCCACACCAGAUCAGAAACAGGCUUUUAUUGAUGUAGAGAAGGAUUUGACAGAGAGAGAAACACCAAUGGACAGAUUGAUAUGUGGAGAUGUUGGAUUUGGCAAGACUGAAGUUGCAUUACGUGCGGUCUUUUGUGUUGUUUCAGCAGGAAAGCAGGCAAUGAUUCUAGCACCAACUAUUGUGUUAGCCAAGCAGCAUUUUGAUGUUAUUUCACAGCGUUUUUCCAUGUAUCCCAAUAUCAAGGUUGGACUUCUGAGCAGGUUUCAGACCAAAGGAGAGAAAGAGGAAUACUUGCGCCAAAUAAAAAAAGGUGAACUGGACAUUAUUGUGGGAACUCAUUCACUUCUUGGAAAUCGCGUUGUUUAUAAUAAUCUGGGCCUCCUUGUAGUUGACGAGGAACAGAGAUUUGGAGUCAAGCAGAAGGAGAAGAUUGCUUCCUUCAAAACUUCAGUUGAUGUCCUUACACUUUCGGCGACACCAAUACCGCGGACUCUCUAUCUAGCUUUGACAGGAUUUCGUGAUGCUAGUUUAAUCUCAACACCUCCUCCAGAAAGAGUCCCAAUAAAGACACAGCUUUCAGCAUUCAGUAAAGAAAACGUAGUAUCAGCAAUCAAAUAUGAGCUGGACAGAGGUGGCCAAGUCUUCUAUGUUCUUCCUCGUAUAAAAGGACUUGAGGAAGUAAUGGGUUUUCUUGAACCAUCGUUUCCGGAUGUUGAAAUAGCCAUUGCUCAUGGAAAGCAAUACUCGAAACAGCUUGAAGAAACAAUGGAAAACUUUUCCCUGGGAAAAACUAAAAUUCUUAUAUGUACAAAUAUAGUGGAAAGUGGAUUGGACAUUCAAAAUGCAAACACUAUCAUUAUUCAGGAUGUUCAGCAAUUUGGACUUGCACAGCUAUAUCAGCUGCGAGGCAGGGUGGGGAGAGCAGAUAAGGAAGCUUACGCGUAUCUGUUUUACCCAGAUAAAUCUCUGCUGUCUGAUCAAGCGCUGGAGAGACUUUCAGCCCUUGAAGAGUGUCGUGAACUUGGCCAAGGCUUUCAGCUUGCUGAAAGAGACAUGGGGAUCAGAGGUUUUGGUAAUAUAUUUGGUGAGCAGCAAACAGGUGAUGUAGGAAAUGUGGGCAUUGAUCUCUUUUUCGAGAUGCUUUUUGAGAGCUUGUCCAAGGUUGAAGAACACCGUAUUAAAUCUAUUCCUUUCCAAGAAGUCCAGCUUGAUAUAAAUAUAAAUCCUCAUCUCUCAUCCGAGUACAUUAAUUAUCUAGAGAAUCCUAUGGAAUUAAUCAAUGAUGCUGAGAAGGCAGCAGAGAAGGAUAUCUUAAGUUUAGUUCAAUUUACAGAGGAUCUGCGGCGACAAUAUGGAAAAGAGCCCAACUCAAUGGAGAUCCUAUUAAAGAAACUUUAUGUGAAAAGAAUGGCUGCAGACCUUGGUAUUAACCGAAUAUAUGUCAUUGGAAGGAUGGUUGGCAUGGAAACAAACAUGACUAAAAAUGUUUUCAGAAUGAUCAAGGACUCCAUGGCUUCUGAUGUUCUGCGUAGUUCACUGAUAUAUGAUGAUGGACAAAUAAAGACUGAACUACUUCUGGAGCUACCAAGGGAGCAACUCCUCAAUUGGAUCUUUCAGUGCAUAGGAGAACUUCAUGCUUCUUUGCCAGCCCUUAUUAAGUACUAGUUUCUUCUUUUGCGAAUGUGAUUUAGUUUCAUACUUGGGCUCUUGGUUCAUCUUAGACGGAGAGAAGUACAAGGAAGCAGACUCACCAUGGCUUCAACGUACUCCAUCCUCCUGUGUUGGUGAAGCUGGUGAUUGUUUAGAUAAAAAAAGAUGAUUAACAAACAACCUUACACGAACAAUCUGUAUAUUUGCAAGCCAUACAUGGCCGGAAAACCUAACCAGAAAAAGCUGACCAGUGUAUGAAGACACAGUAACAGACAAUCCUACUGGUUAUUAAGCUUCGUAUAACAAAUUACUUCUGAUGCGGGCACUAUAAAGGACGCUGGAAUCAAGUAUUAUAGUGGGAAAAGGACACAUUGACGUACUCUUGGCUAAUCAUAAUGUUUUUUUCAUCCGUUUUCCAGCCGGUAAAAUCUUAUGGCCUAAGAAUUAGGCUGACAUUGCCCGCAAUCUUGCAAGUUAAUGUUCAUAGGAUGUUGCGAAUCAGUAGAGGGUAUUCUUCCUUCGGCGCAAUUAGACAAAGCUUCACAAAACAGAAAAUUCAUGAAUAUCAUAAUAACCUACCGUAGUUUGACUAUUAGCACCUAGCCAUCAGCAAAUAACUUCGCUAGCUUAUUCUUUAUGUUCAUUUGUAUAGAUGUUUGGUAAUGGUAAGAUCAUAGUUGAUAGAUAUUUCAUUAGAUGCUUGAUUGUAUAAAUGGCGACGAAUUUGAGACAUUAAGGUUAUAUUAGCUAAAUAAGUCCAAAGGGAUAUUAUUGUAAUCAGCCAAGUCAGUUAUUUUGUACAUCUAUAUUGCAUGAAUAUGUUUGUCAUCCUCC
Messenger RNA from Spinacia oleracea (spinach), 3468 nucleotides. Its product is annotated as ATP-dependent DNA helicase At3g02060, chloroplastic. Gene Ontology annotation, molecular function: ATP binding; nucleic acid binding. Lineage: Eukaryota; Viridiplantae; Streptophyta; Magnoliopsida; Caryophyllales; Amaranthaceae. The coding region runs from base 184 to 2649 and encodes 821 amino acids. The transcript is spliced from 14 exons. The record is from RefSeq and is a predicted model, not a curated record.